CGCCCACACAAAACACAGCAUCCCACGCAUCGUCGAGUGUGUGAAGGCCUGCGGGCGGGCUGCCCUUUCGUAAACAAAGGAUGGGUCGAGUGACCUGAGCCGGGCGAUGGGCGCCUUCAGGGUGGUUGCGACCUGUCUUCACAGGAGCAGGUACGUGUUCAGGCUGCUCAUCUUCAUCCUGGUGGUCUCCCUGUGCACGGCGGUUGUCUUCUACCUCAAGGUGGAGGACCGCGGCGACUACCUUGGCCGCCUCCGUGGUCCGCACCACCUUGGACACCAAAUAGGCGCCGUGGAGGAAUUUAUUCCUGGCCUUCACCUGAAGGGCCGACCUUUCGGCUCCAGAACGUACUGCAACUACACGUUCAGACCUUUGGACUCGGUCGACCCUUGGGACAUAUUUUCCUUCGACCCCAGCCUGUCCAAGCCGAGCGUGCAACUAGGCGAGAAGGGUCCAUACAGGGUGGUCUACAACAUCGUGCCGGGCCAGAAUGCCAGUCAAGGCGCCAUCACCUACUGCACCCACGCCACCCCCGACUUUCUCUACCAUCUGAGCGAGUUGCUGCUCCACUGGGAUGACGCCAUCAGCGUCACCCUCUUCGCUCCUGGCACGGACGCGCACUUGGCGGCCAUCCUUGUCGAUAAGCUCUGCAGAUGCGUACCACAAAUGGCCAGGGUAUCCUUUCACCUCGCCUUCCCAAAGGAUUUGCCUCCUGCUAAAGGCGAAUGGAUGCAAGAUCCUGACUUGAAGUUGGGAGACUGCAGUCCACCAGCAAAAAAAGUAUUAACGCAGAGAAGAUCGCAGGAGCUAACAUAUCCUGUGAACGUGGGCCGUAAUGCCGCCAGGCAAGCGUCGAAAACUAAUUUUGUUCUCGUCUCGGACAUCGAAUUAAUUCCAAGCAUUGGCCUCAACGAACAAUUCGCAGUUUUGCUGCACAGACUGAACGAAAGGAGAAACACCCUGAUGAAAAUACGAGCGGCCAGCAACUGGACGGGCAAAGGGUUCGUCUACGUUUUGCCCGUUUUCGAGGUUGAGCCGUCGGCUAGCGUGCCCCGGGAUAAGGAGCAGCUGCUGCAGCUGUACCAGAAAGACAGGGCCGUGUUUUUUCACCGCUGGGUCUGCCCGCACUGCCAGAAAUUUCCGGGUCUGCAAAAGUGGCUGAAACGAAAGGGAAAGCCGGGCUUUGUGCAACCUUUGAUGGUGGUCAACCGGGAGUACCCUUUCCACAGAUGGGAGCCUGUUUACAUAGGCACCAAAAACGAGCCGCUUUACAGCGAGGAACUAUCUUGGGAGGGGCAGCAGGAUAAAAUGACACAGAUGGAUCAGAUGUGUCUCGAAGGAUACAAAUUUGUGAUUUUGGACCGAGCUUUCCUAGUUCAUUCGCCAGGAAUUAAACGGAAAUCGUCGCCAGUAGUGAGCAAGUGGCGCAAGCCACACGAGCAGAGAAACAUGAAGCUCUACAUCAGCAUUACGCAAAAUUUGCUGAAACAAUACAAAAACCCAAACCAGCGGUGCAAAUUGCAAUGAUCUCUCUUAAAACGCGUUUUGUAUACUUAAUUGUACCAUACAACUUCCUCCUGUGAUUGUGGUUAUUUUCCCAUGAUAAUUUUAGUAGUGAUUCCGACUAGUGAAUGAAAUUUUGUAAUGUCUGUGAUUCACAUGCACUUCGCUGACGCAAACUAAAUCUCUAUGAACUGUUGCCGAUGAUCGAGUUUAUUUAAUCAGGACGGGGCUUUCAAAACACUUCACCUCAGUAGAAUUUGGAUUGAUAGAACUAAUUCUGUACUCUACGAAAGUGAACAGCGUGUAUAUCAUUCCAUUCUAAACUAGUCAGAAGCCGCUGAAGAUUUUUACCUGAUAUAUUGUAUCUCACAUGCAAAUGCAUGUAAAUUUUUGAAAUGCACUUGGGCAUUAAGUUUGGAAGCCGUUGUUUGGCCUUUGAUUGAUCUGCUUUGACCCUGACGAUAAAAAGACAGUUCCAUAGUAUGAAAAAUAAUAAUUUUGAAAACACCAAAAGACACAGCCCCUCCAAAAUUGUUGUACGUACAUACGCGAAUACGCAUUCUAAAAUCUUCCUUAUAGUACACAUGCCAUGUAUGCAAAGUAAGCGCGUAAAAACUAUUUUAAAAGAAACGGGAACUCUGCAUUGCUGUCAGUGUUUGCAUACUAAACGAAUCUUUGACCCAAGUAACGCGUGAGUGUUUAGCAUUUAGUCAAUUACAUCGGUGUGUCAUCCACGACCAAUUUGUGUUGCCAAAAGACCCUGUGAAGCGAUUUUUAUAUAUUCUUGUAUUCACGAGCUGUCAGUGUUGCGAUGAAAAUGAAAAAAAAAAUGAGAAGCACUAAAAAUGUAGUUGAUUGAUAUUGUUCUGCAAAGUAAUGACAUUAAAGAUGAAUUUUUAAAUGCA
Molecule: messenger RNA, 2406 nt
Organism: Cloeon dipterum
Lineage: Eukaryota; Metazoa; Arthropoda; Insecta; Ephemeroptera; Baetidae
Product: beta-1,4-glucuronyltransferase 1-like
Exons: 6
Coding region: 107-1525 (472 amino acids)
Source: RefSeq, a predicted model, not a curated record